ACUAAAUUGAAUACUGUCCAUGAUAUUAAAAAUGCUCGAGCAGAGCGAAGUAGAUUUCCCAGAAGGAAAAAUUAGUGUCCCUUGUAUGUCUAUAUGACAUGAUUCACGUGAAAAUAUUGUUAGACCUCACUUGCCGACUGUAAAAGAGGUUUGGCCGUUGGGGUGCAUCGGAUGGAACACCAAUUGUCUCAUGGGCAGUGUUGGAGCAUGGAAAUGGUGCAUGUCACUCAUCAGUUCAUGCAAGAAUCAUAAGCAAUUCAAAUCCAUCCAUGCCAUUUUCAUAACCAAUGGCUUUCAUCAAAACACUUAUGCAAUCAGCAAACUGAUUUCCUUUCUUUCUCUCUAUUCCCAUGGUAACCUAUCUUAUGCUUCUCUCCUCUUCCAGCAAACUCAAGCCCCUAAUGCUUUCAUCUACAACACACUCAUUAGAGCUUACUCUAGUUCCUCUCAACCCCACCUCUCUAUACAUUACUUUCUUCUCAUGCUUAAUGACAGCAAGAAUGAUAAGGGUAAUAACAAUAACCUUGUUGUACCUGAUUAUCACACUUUCCCUUUCAUUCUCAUCGCUUGUGCAAAGCUUAAUUUAUUGUCUGAUGGUAAGAAAAUCCAUGCAUGGAUUUUUAAAAAUGGUUUAGCUUCAUCGGAUCGUCAUCUUCAAACAGCUCUUCUUAGGUUUUAUCUCGAAUGUUGUGGUUUAAUUCAAGCUCAAAUGGUGUUUGACGAAAUUCCUCUACGGGAUGUCAUUCAAUGGAAUGUGCUCAUAAAUGGGUAUCUUCGAUUAGGCAACGAUUCUAAAGCAUUGACUCUGUUCCGCGAAAUGUUUAUAUCUGGAGUCGAACCUGAUGAGUUUUGCGUUGCGACAGGUCUUACAGCUUGUGCUCAUUUAGGAGCACUUCAACAAGGAAUUUGGAUUCAUGAAUAUAUUCACAGGAAAGAAGAAUUCAUCGAAGAUGUUUUUGUGGGUACUGCUUUAGUUGAUAUGUAUGCAAAAUGUGGUUGCAUUGAUAAAGCUGUAGAAGUAUUUGAGAAGAUUCAAAAUAGAAAUGUCUUUUCUUGGGCUGCCAUGAUCGGUGGAUUUGCAGUGCAUGGAUUUGCGGAGGUUGCUAUUCAUUGUUUAGGGAGAAUGGUGAACGAAGAUGGAAUAAAGCCAGAUGGAGUUGUUCUUCUUGGAAUUUUAACGGCUUGUACCCAUGCAGGACUUGAAAAACAAGGUUGGUUCCUGCUGGAAAAUAUGGAAGCGAAAUAUAAAAUUGUACCCAAACACGAACAUUAUAGUUGCAUGGUAGAUUUACUUUGUCGAUUAGGUCAUUUGGAUGAAGCAGUUAAGCUCAUUCGUAAAAUGCCAAUGAAACCUCUUGCAUCUGUCUGGGGUGCUUUACUAAGUGCUUGCAGAGGCCAUGGUAAUGUCGAACUAGCAGAACUUGCAGUUGAAGAACUUGUAAAACUCGAAAAUGAGAACGGCGUCAAGGAAGAUGGAACUUAUGUUCAAUUAUCGAACAUCUAUUUGGGUGCACGUAGAAGUGAUGAUGCACAUAGAAUCCGAAAAAUGAUUAGUGAUAAAGGAAUCAAAAGGACACCUGGUUGUAGCGUGGUUGAGGUUGAUGGAGUUGUGAAUGAAUUUGUUGCAGGAGAUGUAACGCAUCCUUAUCAACUCGAAAUACAUUCUACUCUCGGCUUGUUAUCAAUACACAUAAGUGAGGAUUCCCUAACUUGGUUAUUAGGAAAAGAGAGUCGCAUUGCUCCGUUUGAUAUAUUCCAAUUUAUGAAUCUGGUGUAUCCAUAAGAUAAUGGUAAUUGAAGUACUUAAAAGUCAGAGCUCUAAAUAUCUAAACAACAACAAAGAAAAGGAGAGAUGAGAAUAACGAAGAAUUGAGAAAAAAGGUGGCAUGCUCAUCAGUUUCAUUUCAGCAAGUGCUUUUUUUUUUUUAGAAUGAAAAUGUAUUAAAAGCAGUAAACCAAAACUUGGUCACAUGAGAAUCUUACAAUAUCUGUGUUAGAGUUGUGUAAAACUGGGUGUUGUAACAUCCCAGCCUUGGAUUUAUCAACUAAUAAAGACUGAUGGAUACAAUAA
Molecule: messenger RNA, 2071 nt
Organism: Papaver somniferum (opium poppy)
Lineage: Eukaryota; Viridiplantae; Streptophyta; Magnoliopsida; Ranunculales; Papaveraceae
Product: putative pentatricopeptide repeat-containing protein At3g28640
Exons: 1
Coding region: 191-1783 (530 amino acids)
Biological process (GO): RNA modification
Molecular function (GO): RNA binding; protein binding
Source: RefSeq, a predicted model, not a curated record